CACAGUAGUGAGGGGCGCUCUUUCGCUGCUUUGGCGCUCUGGGAAUACUAACCAUUUUGCGAGAAAAUAACAACAAAAACUAAUCUUGUCCUCUUCGGCGCGACUUUUACCGCUUCUCUGCCGCCGUGUCCGCCGUGCGACACCCCGCCGACGGUGAUAUUUACCGGCUUCAAGCGAGGAGAAAGCGACAGGGAAUAAGAUACACUGGCAUUUAUGUUCUCAUACCUGCUGCCUUAACCAGCCUGCUUUACUUACCAGCCUGGAGGAUCACAGCAAUCAGGCAAUCAGACUGGUGGGAUGUGAAGGAAGUUUGUUGGAGAUUGCUGAACUUUUUGGAGGGAGCGCCUUGAAGGGGGUUUUGCAACCGCCCCCCCACCCCUCCCCCCGCCACUCCAUCUUCAAACCCUGCUUCCUGUGUGCACACACACACACACUUACACACACGCAGCUGAGGUCGUCUGUUGAAGGAAGUGGGAGGAGCUGCAGCUCUCAGGUGGACCGUUGGACACAGCAAAACCUGACUGUGGAGGUGAAUCCGCUGCUGGCCAUGUGUUUCUGCUGAGGCGUCGUCUUCUGGCAAAAUGAGGCUGGUCCCCGGCUCGCCUCGACCCCGUCUGCUGGUGGUCCUGGCUCUCACCUUAACCGCCGUCUUACCUCAGCUGUCCUCAGGAGCCACACCCUUCCCCCAAGACCUGGAGCCAAUCAGCAUCGUGGGGAGAGAGCACUCCUACCUCUACCCCGGCUUCCAGGGACUCAUGUCUGACAACGACACGGUGCGCCUGGGCCUGGACUUCCAGAGGAUGCUGAGGAUCAACCAUAUGCUCUACAUCGCUGCCAGGGACCAUGUGUUCGCCAUCAAUCUCGCCACCUCCUCCGAGCAGAUCGUCCCACAGCAGAAACUGACUUGGAAGACGAAGGAUGUGGAGAAGUGCACAGUGAGAGGGAAAAACAGCGACGAAUGUUACAACUACAUUAAAGUGCUGGUGCCACGCAACGAUGAGACGCUCUUCGCCUGCGGCACCAACGCCUUCAACCCCACCUGUCGUAACUACAAGAUGUCCACGCUGGAGCAGGACGGGGAGGAGGUGGUGGGACAGGCUCGCUGCCCGUUCGAGUCUCGCCAGUCCAACGUCGGCCUCUUUGCCGGCGGAGAUUUCUACUCAGCCACCAUGACCGACUUCUUGGCGAGCGACGCGGUGAUUUAUCGUAGUCUGGGAGAGAGCAGCCCCGUCCUGCGCACAGUCAAGUACGACUCCAAGUGGCUGCGAGAGCCCCAUUUCCUCCAUGCCAUUGAGUAUGGGAACUACGUGUACUUCUUCUUCAGCGAGAUAGCAGUGGAGUACACCACACUUGGCAAGGUGGUUUUCUCCAGAGUCGCACGUGUUUGCAAGAACGACAACGGAGGUUCCCCGCGGGUGCUGGAGCGCUACUGGACGUCGUUCCUCAAAGCGAGGCUGAACUGCUCCGUGCCCGGCGACUCCUUCUUCUACUUCGACGUCCUGCAGUCGCUCACCAACGUGCUGCAGAUCAACCACCGGCCGGCCGUGCUCGGCGUCUUCACCACGCAGGCUAACAGCAUCACCGGCUCGGCCGUGUGCGCCUUCUACAUGGACGACAUUGAAAAGGCCUUCAACGGCAAAUUCAAAGAGCAGAGGAACAGCGAGUCGGCGUGGACGCCCGUGCCGGAGGAGCAGGUCCCGAAGCCGAGGCCGGGCUGCUGCGCCGGAGACGGAUCCGCCGCCGCCUACAAGUCGUCCACCACGUUCCCCGACGACACCCUGACCUUCAUCAAGUCCUACCCGCUCAUGGACGAGUCGGUGCCCUCGGUGAACGACAGACCCUACUUCACCCGCACCACCAGCAGGUUCAAGUUGAACCAGAUCGCGGUGGACACGUCGGCGGGGCCGUACAAGAACCACACGGUGGUUUUCCUGGGCUCGGAGGACGGCCGCGUGCUGAAGAUCCUGGCCAGCACGCACGGCGCCAACGCCUCGUUCAGCUCGCAGCUCCUGGAGGACAUCGACGUCUACAACCCUGACAAAUGUAACGUGCGGGGCGAGGACAGGAGGGUGCUGGGCCUCGAGCUGGACCGGGAUCAUCACGCGCUCUUCGUGGCCUUCUCCAGCUGCGUGAUCCGCGUGCCUCUCAGCCGCUGCUCCGACUACAGCAACUGCAAGAAGAGCUGUCUGUCUUCACGGGACCCUUACUGUGUUUGGCUCAAGUCGGGCAGCUGCGCCACGGUGUCACCUGGCUUCAAGGGCGGGUUUGAACAGGACGUGGAGAACGGCUUCCAUCAGUACCCUGAUACCUGCCACGAUGUCCUGGCGACGACGCGCAAGCAAAACACGGCAGCAGACUCAGCAUAUGGGAAGACCACACCCACAAGCGCCAGCACAACCUAUCAUGGGGCGGCAUUCCCAAAGGAGGCAGGUGACCCUGAAAGAGGUACAGGUCCUGAUGGCCCUCCCCCCGUGGGGGAACAGGGGUCACCUGACUCGGAGCCAAUCAGUGUGGAGAUGGAGGGUGUGAGGCGGCCUCCUGAGGUUGAGAAGACCAACCACAGUGUCCACUACACCCUCCUGAUUGCCUGUGUUUUGGUGGCUUUCGUCCUGGGCGCUUUCCUCUCCGGCUUCCUCGUCUCCUGCUACUGUAACCACACAGGCCACAAGACGAAGAGACUGGCCAAAGAUCCUGAAGCUCCCAUCCCACACGCCCUGUCCCUCCGCAGCCUAGCCAAGCUCAACGGACUUCUCGAUAGCCAAAACAAAGAUGACAAACUGGAGGUGUCCUCUCCAAAGAUCUACAACUCUUUCUUCCCUAACAGCAAGGAGCAUCAUCCACCAAGGAGAAAUGGCCAUCACGGAGUUACCAUGGGAGACCUGGUUCACCCACACCACCUCCACCACUCCUCAGAGCUCUCUGGUCUGCCUACACCAGACUCAACCCCAGAGCUGCCCAUCAAGAGCAUGAAGGCCUUCAAGAACCAGUGGGAGAAGAACCAGAACUGCAACAAUGCCAAGGAGCCCAAGUCCCACAACAUGAGCUCCAGGCCCAGCUCAGCUCUGCUACACCAGCACGUCUUCCCCUACUCCCAUGGCCUGUCCAAUGGACAGCCACUGGUUGCAGGGCCCUUACACCCAGAAGAACGCAAGAUCCACAAUGCUGAGCGUGUUUUAUCCCAGCAGCCAUAUCCUUGUUAUUCACAGAAGGUGAUGGAGGUCACGUCCCUGGAUGAGCUGUUGAAGCAUAUCCACGAGGCAAAUGGCUCCAAGAACUCCCAGCUCAUGAGCCCAUCUGGUCUAAUGGCCAGUGGUGGAGGCCAGCUACCCUUCGCCAACCGGAUCCAGCCUCAGAUCCCUGAGACAGAGUCGGCGCCCUACUACAGCUCAUCCACUUUACCCCGAGACAGCCUCACCCGACGUAUGGAUGUUCCUCCAGACAUCCCCCCGCACCACCAGUCCACCUUAGAGAGGAGGCACUCCUCCCAGAGGCACUCUCUAAUUGCGGCAGCCACCAAGAUGCCCAAUGGAGGAGCUGGUGGAGGAGGAGCAGGAGGAGGGGGAGGGGGAGGAGGAGGAGGAGGGGGAAUGAUCCCUCGGCAACACAGCUUCAGCCAACGUAACGGCGGUCCCCAUCAACCUCCGCCGCUCCUGGCUCGGAUGAACUCCACCGGCAGCGCCUGUGAGGUCCACUACCCCCUCAUCCCCAACGGGUACCUGACCCGCCAGCACAGCUACAACGGCGAGCAGCAGGAGGUCCUCCACCGGGGGGCCAUUGUCCGCCGAACCUCCUCUCUCAAGCCUGAUGUUCCUCCCAAGCCCCUGUUCAUACCUGCCACAUCCCCGGUCAACCCACAGGGAAAGUUCAACUACUGAGGAAAUGGUGGUGGACUGCUGGACUAGAGAGGGAAUCUCCCUCAUCCUGUCCUCUCAAAGGAACUUCCCCUGAAGAAAUGCACAGGGUUAGAUGUUGCAGACCUUCACCAGAAAACACGACUGAUCGCGUGGCAGCCAUUGUCACUGUGGACGAAGCCUCAACCAAACUUGUUUUUUUCCCUCCUUUUUGUGUCCAACGAAUAUCUUUGUACCAUAUUGGUAUUGCUCAGCUACUUGCUUAUAGAACCGCUGACUCGGGUGGCGUGACGCCACCACCUUAUAUUAGGCUGCCAAUGUCCUCAGUGUGGAUUUACAAUGCAACUUAGUUUUUGGAAGCAUCGAUGUUGAAAAACUUUACACAUCAGUCAUCUUUAAGACUCAAAAGCCGGAGGAUCCCGCAAUGCUUACAAGUUAGACUCUUGCUUUUGCUUACCUUUUCCGAUGUAGUGUUGGUAACCAGUCCCGACCCACCCCACCCUCGAAUGUGUUUAUAUUAUGCAUGUGUGUGUAUAUAUAUGUGUGUUUAUAUCCACACCGUAUAUGUAUACAUAUACAUAUGCAGUACAUGUAACCUGUGGUGAAAAGUCGACAAAUUCCCCUAAAAGUAGUUAUGUCUUUGCCUUACUAUACUAUAAUCAUCUUUGGGCAUAUCAAAUGAUCCCCCCAUAGAAAACACUGGCCACAGCCCUCUUGGUAUGUGGGCAGCUCAUGUCUUAGGGAUACCAAAUCACGCACAUCAUGAACAGAUUUCAUUGUCAAUUGGCUUGAAGAAUUAAACCAAAUUGGAAGAUACUGAGAUGAGAAAGGAUAUCCUUCAACAAAGCAGCUAUACAAGUCUUUUCUUUUCUGGACUAAUUUUCCUUUUCCUUUCCCCUAACCUAUUGCCGAUGUCAGGUUAGAUCUUAAAUCACUAAGUAGGGUCCAUUAAAGUUGCUAUCGAAUAUUGCUGUCAGAUUGGUGCUCCACAACUUCAGUGGCUUCUUCAUCCUUUCAAAUGGAAAUAAACAUGUACUUUUCAAAUAUUUUGGACCCAAAGAGGACAAGACAAACAUGCCAUGCCAUCUGGGAGAAUGAACAUAACAUAGAAUGGACUGCAGUUAUUAUAAUUAUUAACUUUGUGGCUAUUGGUUGUAAAUAAAGGAAUAAUUACUAGCCAAAUUUUAACUGUAUGUGUAAAUGUGUGCCUUAUUUAAUAAUAGUGUGUGAUAUGGGGGUAGGGGUAAUUGCAAGGAGCUAAGAUGGCUACUAUGCUAUAUUGUAGAUGUUUCAUUUUAUAUGGUCGUCAGUAUGUGUCAUAUCUAUUGUAUAUUUGAAGAGUUUCAUUCCAAAAUUAGAUAUUUGCCAAUGAAAAAUGUGUCGCCUAUUCUGACAAACUGAUUGCCGGCAUGAUUGUAAAACUCACUAUUGAAUCGUAGAAACUUAUCUUGAGCCUUUUGCUUAUGAAGCCGUGAUAUUUUAGACAAUGUCAUCAUGUUAUUUUUUUUUUUGUUUGUUUGUUUUCAUAUUUAAUAUCAGGUAAUUGUUUUGCUUUUUUUCCCCAAACGGAUAGCUUUUUGGAAUGAAACCCUUCCUUUGUAUCUGUAUUGAUUUUUUUUUUUUUCUUUUUUUUUUUUUUUUCCACAUCCCUGAAGUGUGAGCCUGCAGGGUUUUCUGGAAAGAGGGUGGCAGAGCAAAAAUACCACGGCCUGAGACUGCAGACGUUUAGGCUGCCUCUGUAUUGUGUCAGUUUCCACUGGGUUUCACUUUUCCUGAUUGCCGUUGUGAACUUUUUCUUUUUAGCAGUAGCAUUAGCAUCUCUUUACUCAUGGAGCACAGUUCCUCUGAACUUAUCCCCCUACAGAUACAGCCACUGUAGAAGUCGCCUUUCACUGCAUGAAUGGAGCAAAUUUGUGCCAUUUUUGCUCCAAUCCCAAGAGGAAUUAUCCGGAAAGUAGUGGUAAUUGAAAGGCAGAGAAUGCUAGCAGGGAGUAGGUCUCUUUUCAGCUGUUGUUCAAUAGGAGUAGUUGCUUGACAGUUUGGUGUUUCAAGGCACUAAUUUGGUUCUGCUGUAGAUUAUUCAAGAAAGACCAGACCAGGCUGAAGACAUGGAGGUGGACUUCUAUAGUGGUUACUGCUGUAGAUUUUUGACAUAUCACCGGGGGUCAACCUCAACAACAUCGGUAGCGAAAUAAACCAACGUGAAUGGAGAUAAUGAAUUUUCUGUUUGGGAGAUGUGUGGAAACACGGAGAAGUGCAAUGAACUCUGUGAUCCGACAAGCUGAGAUUGUCCUUGGAUCAAUAUUGGGGAGCGAUUGUGGAACAGGUUCGCCGGGUUGCCGAACAUCUGCUGAGGAUUUUCCUCAGGGAUGGGGAAGCCAGUUGGCUCAGCCUCACAAAGAUCUCGCCUUCAAAAACUUUCCGCUGUUGCACUUUUCAGCAAAGUCAUUUUGGCCAUGGUUGACUGGAAUCAUGAUCAAUUCUCUGAAAACAACACUACACAAUUUACUGUAUCUGAAAGUGGUAUUUAUUGAUUCAUAUUUCCCAGCUCUCAUCUGGCCCAAUGCAAAAUCUACUAUUCACACUAGAGCCCCAAAUCCAGUAAAAAGAUAAAAGAAUAUGUGGCCUACCGUAUGUACUAUACAAGUUUUGUUGGAAGGAAAUGCGUUGAUUUGGAUGUAACAUGCAAUACUGCAGUAAAUAGCAUAUUGUACAAUGACAAAAAAAAAAACAUCAAACUUUAUGGUUGUGACCAUAAUAUCUCAGAAGAGGAAUUGUGGCAGCUACAGUGUUGGAUGAGCUGAAGUAUAUUUUCUAUUAGCUGGCAACCGAGAUUGUAUGGGAAAGGGAAAGGUCUCUACUUUAAUAGCUAUAUCAGUAUUUGAUUUCUCUGAUCUUGCACAGAGUGUAAAUACAUUCUAUUGGGGCGGGGUCUCAUUGAUUCAGUAUUAUGUUCUUUUUGUUUGAUUUCCAGGCUACGCCUCUUGAACUACUAUGAAUUUGGUCUCACAGAAUACCAUUGUAUGUCUCUUAUACUAGGAAUAAAUGAAAAUACAAUGCAA
Messenger RNA from Myripristis murdjan (pinecone soldierfish), 6913 nucleotides. It is a transcript of the gene sema6cb, whose product is annotated as semaphorin 6Cb. Gene Ontology annotation, biological process: neural crest cell migration; axon guidance; semaphorin-plexin signaling pathway. The record is from RefSeq and is a predicted model, not a curated record. The transcript has 21 exons. NCBI's taxonomy places the organism in Eukaryota, Metazoa, Chordata, Actinopteri, Holocentriformes, Holocentridae. Gene Ontology annotation, molecular function: chemorepellent activity; semaphorin receptor binding. Gene Ontology annotation, cellular component: plasma membrane. Bases 582 to 3875 code for a protein of 1097 amino acids.